ACAGCACCUGAAAAAGAGAGAGACAAGAGUUCAAGCAAGGAUGAAGAAAUUCAAAGGGGGUCUGUGCCUUGUGCUGAAGAUGGUGGAGUGGUUUUCUCCAGUAUUAGAGUAACACACAAGAGAGGAGCAGCUGCGGUGGCAGAUGCAAAGAAUGCCUCAGUUUGGUUAAUACUGACACUGGGAGAGAAGAAACCACCUUUUACUUCUGCAACCUGGGGGAGGACAGGUAGGAAUAAAGGAAUAGGAUUAAAGCGCAAGGCUCCCGCCCAUCUCCCUGUCUAUGACUCCCUAAAAUGCAGCUUAGCCAGUGAUCAAGCUGUGAGGGCCUCAAUCACUCCAGGCCUGCCUUUCUGCUCUGACCCUGCACCUGGAAGCGCUGCCAGGAGCAUGAGUGUGGGGAGGCUUAACCGCUACAGCAUUGUGUCAUCUGAGGAAGAGGGCCUUCGCCUCACUACCAUGCAUGGCAUGAACGGCUUUGGCAAUGGCAAGAUCCACACACGCCGCAAGUGCCGCAACCGUUUCGUCAAAAAGAAUGGCCAGUGCAAUGUGCAGUUUGCCAAUAUGGAAGAUAAGUCACAGCGCUACUUGGCCGACAUCUUCACCACAUGUGUCGAUAUUCGCUGGCGAUGGAUGCUGGUAGUCUUUACUCUUGUGUUUGUUAUCUCCUGGCUGGCCUUCGGCUUGGCCUUUUGGGUCAUUGCUUUACUACACGGAGAUCUGGAUAAUCCCGCCGGAGAUGAUAACUUCACUCCAUGUGUUCUACAAGUCAAUGGAUUUGUGGCUGCCUUUCUAUUCUCCAUUGAAACACAAUCUACUAUAGGUUAUGGCUAUCGCUGCGUGACUGAGGAGUGCCCAGUGGCCGUCUUCAUGGUGGUCUUCCAGUCCAUAGUGGGCUGCAUCAUUGACUGCUUUAUGAUUGGCGCCAUCAUGGCGAAGAUGGCGAGGCCGAAGAAGCGAGCACAAACACUGUUAUUUAGCCACAAUGCUGUCAUUGCCAUGCGGGAUGGAAAGCUGUGCCUCAUGUGGAGGGUUGGGAACCUUCGCAAGAGCCACAUUGUAGAGGCCCAUGUCAGGGCACAGCUCAUCAAACCUAGGAUCACUGAUGAGGGGGAAUAUAUUCCUCUAGACCAGAUAGACAUUAAUGUCGGCUUUGAUAAAGGCCUGGACAGGAUUUUCUUGGUUUCACCCAUCACUAUUCUCCAUGAGAUAGAUGAGGAGAGCCCCCUGUUUGGGAUCAGCAAACAGGACUUGGAGACAGCAGACUUUGAGAUUGUUGUCAUCUUGGAGGGGAUGGUUGAAGCCACCGCUAUGACCACACAGGCUCGUAGCUCCUACUUGGCCUCGGAGGUCCUUUGGGGUCACCGUUUCGAACCGGUCUUGUUUGAGGAGAAGAAUGUGUACAAGGUGGAUUACUCUCACUUUCACAAAACCUACGAGGUGCCGUCCACCCCCCGCUGCAGUGCCAAGGACAUGGUGGAGAACAAAUUUUUAGUCCCCAGCUCUAACUCCUUCUGCUAUGAAAAUGAGCUGGCCUUCCUAAGCCGCGAUGAGGAGGAGGAGGAUGUAGGUGGUGGGAGCAGGGCACUGGCCAACCUCAGUCCCGACCGAAACAGCCGACAUGAGUUUGAACGCUUACAGACCACCAGGGUGCUGGAUCAAAGGUCAUAUCGUAGAGAGUCGGAAAUAUGACCUCUACCCAUUGACCCUGGGUCAACAUUCAAUAACUUUAUCCAAGGGUAAAAAUGCAGAACAAUGCAAAGUGCCAUAGGAAAAGCUGACUACUGUGAGAGAUUGGGAAAUUAAUAAGACAACAGUAAAAGGGACUUAACUGGAAGAAAUGGGGGAAAGAAGAGUACACAGCUUAGAAAAUUGUGGUAAGGAAUGUCUACAAUCAAGGAAAAGGCUAGGGAAAGACCUUCUUCCUUAACUGAAACUUGAAUCUUUUUUCACAUGGUCAUUUUGAGUUGAGUGUUCAAUGAUGCAUCAAAAACUAUUAUAACAAAACCUUAUAAUCAAGUCUUAGGUGUAAAUACAUUGAUUAGUUAAGUUAUGUUUUGUGUGUUGUAUCAGUUUCCAAAAACACUUCAAAAAAUAGAAGUUGCUUUUUAAACUUGUUGCAAGGCUAUUCUUAAGCUCUCCUUGCAUUGUUGUAAUUUGCUGGACCUGUGUUCAUUGACACAUUGAAAAUCCGUGCACUGCGUUCAGAUGCAACGAGACGUGAAAAAACAUCUGACCGUGAGCCACUGAGAACAACACAAUUCAACACCUUCAUUUUAGAAUUGGUGUGAUCCCAAAAUCUACCAAUGUAGGCAGAGUAGGCAAAAUGAAUUGCACUAUAAAGAACAUAAAGAAAUAUGUUGAACAGAAAUUGAAUUGUUUCGAGGAACAGUCUAUUUAUAAUCUCUUAAUGCCUCAUAUUUUAACGUUAAAAACAAACAUCUUACAAGCCACCAACAUCAUGAUUUGGCUGCACUGGCCAACACAUAUCAUGUAUCAUGUACAGUACACACAUUGAUACAUAGUCAGGUAAACAAAACACAAGCACAAAUAGAAGACUGUCUUAAAUUAACAUUGCAGGAUACAGGCUGCAAUAUCCAAGUUUGUAUGGAUCACAUUAAUAACUUAAUAGCAGCAAUUUGUAACUCCAAAAAAGGAAUGCAUCUUAAAAUGUAUCUUUACCUUUACAAUAAAAAGUAUCUAAUAAGCUAAGUUAAACUAAAA
This is a messenger RNA of Etheostoma spectabile (orangethroat darter), 2721 nucleotides long. RefSeq names its product potassium inwardly rectifying channel subfamily J member 12a (gene kcnj12a). NCBI's taxonomy places the organism in Eukaryota, Metazoa, Chordata, Actinopteri, Perciformes, Percidae. The transcript is spliced from 2 exons. Gene Ontology annotation, cellular component: plasma membrane. The record is from RefSeq and is a predicted model, not a curated record. Gene Ontology annotation, molecular function: inward rectifier potassium channel activity. The coding region runs from base 388 to 1689 and encodes 433 amino acids. Gene Ontology annotation, biological process: potassium ion import across plasma membrane; regulation of monoatomic ion transmembrane transport.